AUGUUACGCAUAAAUAUAUUCCUGCUAAUAUCUGUGUUCUUCAAUUUAGCUCUCAGCUUCAAUAUCGAUAAGAAUGCAAUAAGCAAAAAUGAAGACAACGGAGCAAUUCCAGAAUAUCAUGGCCAGUAUAAAGGUAUUAAUAUUGGUGGUUGGUUGGUGACCGAACCUUACAUCACUCCAUCACUAUACAAGGACGCAAUUGCUCUGGCAAAGAAAAAGGGAUCAAAAGUAACUAUUAUUGACGAAUACACUUUAUGCGAAGCAUUAGGACACGAUGAUACUAAGGAAUUAUUAGAAACUCAUUUCAAAACCUGGAUUACUGAAGAUGACUUCAAGAAGAUUAGCGAUGAAGGUUUCAAUUAUGUCAAGAUUCCAAUUGGGUUUUGGGCGUGGAAGAUUGACAAUGAAACUAAUUUAUACCCUGGUAACAUAACGCAUAAUGACGCAUAUAUAAAUUCAAACCAGAAAAAGUACUUAGAUAAAGCCUUAGAGUGGGCAUUAAAAUAUAAUUUGAAGGUUGUAGUUGAGUUGUAUGCGGUGCAUAAUUCAGGAAACUACUUCAACAUUUAUGACGACUUAGAAGAUACAUAUUGGGAAGAGGGAAAUAUCAUGGAUGUUACUUCCGAGAUUCUUAAGAAUUAUUUUGAUUAUAUGUUAAAACUAGAUUCUCCAUCUUCUCUUUCUGGUCUAGAGGUAUUGUUUGCCCCCAUUUCAGAUUAUUUUAAUGAUGAAUUAGAUUUGACUGGAUUCUACGCUAAUUUAUUUGCGUCUUAUCAGACUACAAAGAACGACCUAGAAAAUCCAAACCCAAAUGUAACCUUUAUGAUACAACAAAAGGGUGGAUUUUUAUCUGUUUCAGAAAAUAAAUUAAACCUAGCACUGCAUGAUAGGACUAGUCCUUACUAUAAAGGUGAAAAUUAUACAUCUGACUCGAAUUUAGUAGAAGAAGAUAUAGAAUUUUUUAACUGUUUCGAUUCCUAUAAUUUCCACAAUACAACUUGGCCUAAUAUCCCUGAUUCUAUUCUAAGACAAUCUAGAUAUCUGAGCCAAGAUCGUGGUUUCCAAAUUUAUUUUGCUGGUAGAUGGAGUGCUGCAUUAACUGAUUGUGCAACAUGGUUAAACGGUAUUAGAUUGGGAGCGGUUUUCGAUAAUACGUUAUAUCCUCCCUCUUACAAGUCAGGCGGAAAAGGCAAUAUAUCCGAUUAUGGAACUGGUUAUGGAACCUGUGUGUCUCAAAACCCAAUAGAUCAAUGGCCUGAAGAGUACAAGAUUCAAACUAGGAAAUAUAUAGAAGCUCAGUUGCUAAGCUUCUCUACUUAUACCAAAGGCUGGUUCUUCUGGAACUGGAAAACCGAAAGUGCACCUGAAUGGGAUUACCAAAAGUUGAGGAAGCACGAUUUAUUUCCACAUCCAUUUGACAACUAUACGUAUUACGAAGCUAUUGAUGAUUCGAAUUCGUCAGCUUCGAAAAAUGAAACCCCUACAUCAUCAGUUAGAAUGGUAUUUACCACCUCCUCUAGCGCUCGUAGUAGUGUUGUAAGUUCAAACAGAACCACUACUUCGAAAACAUCAAGCGAGACUGAUAGUUCAGGUACCUCCACGCAUAGUGGUAAAACUAGUUCAACCAGCUCCACCAGUUCAACCCAUUCUAACAAUACAAUGGGUUCUCAGAAGAACGGGUCGUAUGCCAUUAAGAGUCCUAGUGUCUUCGCUUCAAUCUUUGCUUGGAGUUUGAUGAUGAUGUGUUUUACUCACGGUAUUGGAUUUCUUGUUUAA
Molecule: messenger RNA, 1776 nt
Organism: Vanderwaltozyma polyspora DSM 70294
Lineage: Eukaryota; Fungi; Ascomycota; Saccharomycetes; Saccharomycetales; Saccharomycetaceae
Product: exoglucanase repeat family protein
Exons: 1
Coding region: 1-1776 (591 amino acids)
Biological process (GO): glucan catabolic process
Cellular component (GO): extracellular region; cell surface
Molecular function (GO): glucan exo-1,3-beta-glucosidase activity
Source: RefSeq, a predicted model, not a curated record